AUGCCACUCCGUGCCUACGUUUGCCCAUCGAUUCUCAACGCCGACUUGGCGGCGUUGGCAUCGGAAUGCAAGAAAUUGUUGGCAGCUGGAGCGGAUUGGCUCCAUCUGGAUGUAAUGGAUGGUCACUUCGUUCCGAAUCUAACAAUCGGUCAUCCAGUCGUCGAAUCUCUCCGUAAAUCUCUUGGACCAGAUGCCUUUUUUGAUGUUCAUUUGAUGGUUUCGAAUCCUGGACAAUGGGUUGAUCCAAUGGCCAAAGCAGGCGCCAGCCAAUUCACAUUCCACUAUGAAGCUGUGGACGGCGGUGACGUGGCAGUUGGAGAAUUGAUCGAGAAAAUCAGAAAAAGUGGAAUGAAAGUGGGCCUAUCGGUGAAACCAGGCACUUCUGUGGAGCACAUUUUGAAACACGCUGAGCACAUCGACAACGCGUUGAUCAUGACCGUCGAGCCGGGAUUUGGUGGACAAAAGUUUAUGGAGAACAUGAUGGAGAAGGUCCGCGCCAUCCGCAACGCCCAUCCUUCCCUGACCGUUCAAGUCGACGGUGGUGUCACUCCGGAAAACAUUGAAAUAUCGGCGAAAGCUGGAGCCAACGCGAUUGUCAGUGGAACUGGAAUUAUCAAGGCAAAAGAUCAAGCGGAAGCAAUUUCGACCAUCAAGACCGCCGUCGAGAAUGCGAUCGCUGGAAAAAUUUGA
This is a messenger RNA of Caenorhabditis briggsae, 690 nucleotides long. Gene Ontology annotation, biological process: carbohydrate metabolic process; pentose-phosphate shunt; pentose-phosphate shunt, non-oxidative branch. Gene Ontology annotation, cellular component: cytosol. The transcript has 5 exons. The coding region runs from base 1 to 690 and encodes 229 amino acids. Gene Ontology annotation, molecular function: D-ribulose-phosphate 3-epimerase activity; metal ion binding. The record is from RefSeq and is a predicted model, not a curated record. Lineage: Eukaryota; Metazoa; Nematoda; Chromadorea; Rhabditida; Rhabditidae.